UGAACAAUGCCACAACUUAAUAAGUGCAACUUAUAAAACAUCAUGCAAGACCGGUCAAGGCGUAGACGAAAUGUUUGCAGAUAUUGCUCAACAUUUAGUAGAAUCAAAUCGAUCACGUUUGGAGCUGCAGUCCAUAGACACUGAGUCUUUUAAAAUUACUCCACCGGAUGAUGUAACUGAGCCGUCCUGCUUGUGCUAACGUACUUUCCAAGAAAUGUUUUGCAGUCAGGAGUGAAUUCUUAAUGGAUAUAGGGAAGGGGAGAAGAAUUUGAGAAAAUAAUUGGAAAUAAUCAUAAUGAAGAAACGACUUGCAUUUUAAUAUUGCUCCAUAAGUAUAAAGAGUAUAGUGUACAGACAUUGCUUGUAAUAAUUUUUGAAUCAAUAUCAGAUAUAUUUAGUUUUAUAAUAUUCCAAAGUAUACACUAAAGGACACACUGUUCCCAAGCAUAUAUUCAUAUUCAAGUUGAAUGUACAAAGAGUAGUUAAAACAUUAGGCGUUAUUCAUAGAUAACUGUAUCGUAAUUAGACCCCUGGGUGACGCCAAUGCAAUUCAUGAAGGUGGCACCAAUGCAUUCAUUGUGUUAGAUAAUUCCUGCAAAUGUUGCUUGAAUUUAGAAGAAUACAAACACUUUAUUUAUUUACAUCAAAAACAGUUAAAAUCUGUUUGUGAUGUGCUAUGAGAAAAAGCUCAAUUGAAGUUACAUGUCCA
Messenger RNA from Gryllus bimaculatus (two-spotted cricket), 709 nucleotides. NCBI's taxonomy places the organism in Eukaryota, Metazoa, Arthropoda, Insecta, Orthoptera, Gryllidae. The record is from the annotation of a GenBank genome assembly.